This is a messenger RNA of Teleopsis dalmanni, 3374 nucleotides long. It is a transcript of the gene iPLA2-VIA, whose product is annotated as 85/88 kDa calcium-independent phospholipase A2. Lineage: Eukaryota; Metazoa; Arthropoda; Insecta; Diptera; Diopsidae. The coding region runs from base 96 to 2768 and encodes 890 amino acids. Gene Ontology annotation, cellular component: mitochondrion. The transcript has 14 exons. The record is from RefSeq and is a predicted model, not a curated record. Gene Ontology annotation, biological process: positive regulation of ceramide biosynthetic process; lipid metabolic process. Gene Ontology annotation, molecular function: protein binding.
UAGUUUAGUACUAAUAUGCAAAUAUCAUAUGUAUACUAAAAUAAAAAUGAAAAGUAUUCAAUGAGCGGUUUAAAGAGAUGCGUAAUAAAUAAAGCAUGUGCGCUUCUUCUGCACGGAUCUUAUAUUCACAUAGCAAAGUUUUGCAGCGAUUACUGGGCGGCGAGACAGCCCCCAAUAAAGUAAUAGAAAUAAAAAGUGAAUCAUUGGGUACACUACAAGUACUGGCACGUGAUGAUGCUAUGGUGUUAUUUGCUCCACCCUUUAAUACAAACGAAAAGAAGGCCUUUUAUGAAAUCGUUCUACAGCGACCAUGUACCGACUCGAAUACUACAUCCUUCAGUUUAUAUCGUUCAACCACGCAAACUGAGGCAGAGGAAAAAUUUAAUACUUUUAUUCAUCGAUUGCCAAUAUUUGUUAGCAUUGUUAAGGAAUUUUACAAUAUUAAUGGCUUGCAAAAAGUUUGUGAUAUUCUUACGGAGAAUCCUGCAUGGUCCUUAACGCAUUUAGUUGCUUAUUUCAAUAUGGUGGAUUACAUUAGUAAUCCUAAAGUUCUUCAAUUUAUCGAUUAUGCUGAUCACGCAAAUCUCAUGUCACCAUUUCAGUUAGCUGUUAAAUGUGGCAAUGUCGAAAUGGUUAAAAUUCUUCUACCACUUUGCAAAAUCGAACAUUUGGAUAACAAUAGCAACUCAGUUUUUCACUACGCCGCAAGUACUACCAAGGAGAUAAUAAAUAUAUUAAGUGAAAAGAGCACUGUAAAUCUCAAUCAUCUUAAUUCUGAUGGUUAUACGCCAUUACAUUUGGCUUGUCUAUCUGAUAAACCAGACUGCGUUGAGGCUUUGUUACUAGCAGGUGCUGAUGUUAAUAUAAGCGCUAGUAAUGUUAGUAAGAUUUACAACACAUCAGCCCCAACUUCAGUUGCCGGUUUUCUUCGUAACAAUACGAAUAAAUUAUAUAAACAAGACAUGAAAUAUGGUGGUACACCUUUGCACUGGUGUUCAUCACGUGAAACACUACAAGCACUUAUCAAUAGUGGUUGUGAUGUAAAUGCAGCCAAUUUUGAUGGACGCACUGCUUUACAUGUCAUGGUGGAACGAAAUCGUUUUGAAUGCGUAGUAACGCUGUUGGCACAUGAUGCUGAAAUCGAUGUUUUUGACAAGCACGGUCAAACUCCGUUACAUAUUGCCAUUCAAAAGAAAUUUGUACCUAUUGUUGAAUGUCUUGUGGUCUUUGGAUGUGACAUUAAUAUCAAAAAUAAAGAUGGUAACAGCCCAAGGCAUAUGGUUGGUACUGAAGCUAAUGGCAGCAAAUCGGAUGAAAUUCUCUAUAUAUUGCAUUCUGUAGGCGCUAAACGUUGUUCAUCUUCAAAUACUAAGUGCCCAUCUGGUUGUAAUGCAAAGGGUACCUAUAAUGGUAUACCACCAGAGGCACCAGAAUCAGUUGAACAGAGAGAACACAUUGAAAACAUGUUAGCUACUACAAGCCGUCAGGCAGUAAUAGGUAUUUUUGGGCCAAAUGCCAAUGGUAUACUAAACGAAGUGAAGCCAGAACAACCAGUGAUUAUAAAUACAGAAAAAGAACAAAAAGGUCAAAGUAUAAUGGAUGCUCUACUAGGUAUGUUUACAUCUAAAGUAAAUGCUGAUUCAAGAAAAGAAUCUCCUGUCGAAAUACUUGGAAGCGAUGGAGAUGUCGUAUCCUUACUAUCCAGUCCUGAAGCUGGCAAUUCACCUUCUUCACCAGUAUCAGAUUCUGCAACUACAAAUAAAGGCGAUAAAGCAUACGGUCGAGGACGUUUACUCUCUCUUGAUGGAGGUGGUAUUCGGGGACUUGUAUUAGUACAAAUGCUGUUAGAAAUUGAAAAACUAUCACAAACACCAAUUAUUCAUCUUUUUGAUUGGAUUGCUGGUACUAGCACUGGUGGUAUUUUAGCACUUGGUUUAGGCUGUGGUAAAACUAUGCGCCAAUGUAUGGGCUUAUACCUACGCAUGAAGGAGCAGUGCUUUGUUGGUUCUAGACCAUAUCCCAGUGAAUUGUUCGAAUCAAUAUUAAAAGAUAACAUGGGAGAAUAUACAGUUAUGACUGACAUAAAGCAUCCAAAAAUAAUGGUUACCGGUGUUAUGGCGGAUCGGAAACCAGUGGAUUUGCAUCUAUUUCGAAAUUACACAAGUGCUAGUGAUAUUCUUGGUAUCGUCACACCAAUUACUAAUCGUAGAGUACCGCCACCUCAACCAGAGGAUCAACUUAUUUGGCGAGCUGCAAGAGCAACAGGUGCUGCUCCAUCAUACUUUAGAUCCUUUGGGCGUUUUCUAGAUGGUGGAUUAAUUGCAAAUAAUCCAACAUUGGACGCAAUGACUGAAAUACAUGAAUACAACAUGGCGUUAAAAAGUGUUGGACGUGGAGCUGAAGCUGUGCCGAUAUCAGUUGUUGUUUCGCUUGGCACAGGCCUGAUACCAGUUACUGAACUAAAAGAAAUUGACGUUUUUCGUCCGGAAAGUAUAUGGGAUACUGCAAAACUAGCAGCUGGUUUAUCAACAAUUGGCAAUUUACUAAUUGAUCAAGCAACGGCCUCAGAUGGACGUGUUGUAGAUCGUGCACGUGCGUGGUGCAGUACUAUUGGCAUCCCAUAUUAUCGUUUUAAUCCACAACUUUCUGAUGAUAUUGCUAUGGAUGAGAAAAGUGAUCAAAAACUUAUAAAUAUGCUUUGGCAUGCAAAAGCCUACAUUCACAGUAAUCGUAAUAAAAUAAUAGAAAUGAUCAAUUUUCUUAAGUAGCAUAAAAGACUAAUUAAGGCCGUUAAGAUUUAAAAAUUACAUUCUUUAACUUUUUAUAUGCACAUAUAAGUUUUCUUAAAAAGUUGAUUGAAUAGAAAAGAAGCUAAGAUGGGGAAAAAUGCGGUCUUAAUUUAUUAGGAAUCAGUUAAGUCUAAACAAUGAAGCGUUGACUGGUAUGCGCGAAAAAGUCUUGAGACAAAAUUGAAUACUAGAUUUUUUUAGAUUUUUAAAGAACUUAAGUUGAUAAUCUAUCAUAAAUUUUAUACAAAUUGAAACACCACCAACAGUUAGGUAUCUUUUAUAUAGAAAUGGAAUUUAACAGAUGCUGUAAUAUUUAACAAUACAUUAAAAGUUAACUAGAUUUUGAUAUUAUUUAUUUUUUAGAAAAUGUCUCUCUUUAGUUGUAUGUUCAUUGAGUAAUGAGAACCAAAUAGUUAUUAAAAAUAUAAAAUUACCAAAUUUUAAAAGCUCUUAUAAGCUAAUAAUUAUGAUACUAAUGUGAAAUUUUUAAAAGAUAUAGUUCAAAAAACAUUAUGUUACUUUUAUCAACCAAUUUAAACUUAUACUUAAAUAUAAUAGCUUUGUUAGUAUUUCAAUGUAUUGAAU